AUGCCUGAUGAGAAUUUCUAUGGUGAUCCCAUAAAAGAUGCUGAAAAAAAAUUUACAGUUGAAGUACAUAAUUAUGUAAUGGAUACAGUAAUUGAAAGUAUGACAUCAAGGUUUUCUAAUAAUAGUGAAUUGUUGACAGACUUGGCCCUUUUGUCACCUAUACAAUUUUUAGCAUACAAGAAAAAAUUACCACAUCAAGCUUUUAAAACUUUGUAA
Messenger RNA from Macrosiphum euphorbiae (potato aphid), 216 nucleotides. Lineage: Eukaryota; Metazoa; Arthropoda; Insecta; Hemiptera; Aphididae. The record is from the annotation of a GenBank genome assembly.